GGCGAGAUGUCGGCGGUGGAGGAGGCUUUCCGCAAGUUUGCGACCUACGGAGACACGGCCGCCAGCGGCAGCGACAUGACGGGCAAAAACUUCUCCAAGAUGUGCAAGGAGUGCGGCGUCAUGGACGGCAAGGCCGUGACCAGCACCGACGUCGACAUCGUCUUCAACAAAGUCAAGACCAAGGGCGCCCGCACCAUCACCUUCGCCCAGUUCCAGCAGGCCAUGAAGGAGCUGUGCGGCAAGCGCUUCAAGGGCAAGGCGCCGGAGGAGGCGCUGCAGGCCGUCUACGGCCUCCUCGAGGGCAAGGAGCCGGGCAGCGUGGGCACCACGAAAGCCACCACGGCCGGGGCGGUGGAGCGGCUGACGGACACCAGCAAGUACACGGGCAGCCACAAGGAGCGCUUCGACGAGAGCGGCCGCGGCAAGGGCCUGGCGGGCCGCCAGGACCUGGCCGACACCAGCGGCUACGUGGGCGCCUACAAGGGCGCCGGCACCUACGACAAGACGCACUAG
Molecule: messenger RNA, 513 nt
Organism: Rhea pennata
Lineage: Eukaryota; Metazoa; Chordata; Aves; Rheiformes; Rheidae
Product: tubulin polymerization-promoting protein family member 2-like
Exons: 3
Coding region: 7-513 (168 amino acids)
Biological process (GO): microtubule polymerization; microtubule bundle formation; positive regulation of protein polymerization
Cellular component (GO): microtubule
Molecular function (GO): tubulin binding
Source: RefSeq, a predicted model, not a curated record